Messenger RNA from Cylindrotheca closterium, 1710 nucleotides. The record is from the annotation of a GenBank genome assembly. NCBI's taxonomy places the organism in Eukaryota, Bacillariophyta, Bacillariophyceae, Bacillariales, Bacillariaceae.
AUGCCUCGUGGAAAGAGAAAAGCGUCCGAAAUGGAUUCAGAGGAGGAGGCGGAUGAAACCCCUCGAAAGCUAACCAAGCGUGAGAAACGAGAAGCUGCAAUUGCCCGUGCCAAAGAGUCCAUGAAGGCUGACAAGCAAAAGGUGGAGGCCCGCAAAGCCAAGAAGGAAGGGAAACCAAUUCCUGAAGAACCAAAGCCAGCCAAGACAGCUACCCGAAAGUCUCCUGUGAAGCAAUCGCCAAAAAGGUCACCGCCCCGCACCAACCAAACCCGUCAAACAGUUGCUAGCGACGAGGAGAUGGACGAUGUCAAACCAGCGGCCUCAGUCAAGCCCCAAGCACAAAGUCAACCCACCUAUUCCAACAGAAAAUCACCCCCCAGCUACUCGCAUCGCUCAAACCCCAUUGUUGCCGCUGCGGCACCACCAUCUCCAGAAGAUGUGGAGGAGGAGGAGGAUGACGAUGAAAUUCCACCUCCACCAAUGGCUUCUUUGCAAGCACAAAUCAGUCAUCAAGUAUUGGCUAACAUGGCCGCUAUACAGGAGAACAAACCUACACUCCAUACUCAACCACCACCGGCCGCCUUCGAAAACCCACCAGAGGUGGAUGGAGAUGAAGUCGAAGAGUUGGUCCAUGAUGAAAACCCUAUUGUGAUUGACGAAGAGUAUCUUGAAGUGACAAGCAAACCAUUCUUCUCGAAGAGCACUCUGUUCUGGGUUUUUCUCGUUGCAAUUGUCAGCUAUGUUGUAAUGCAGGAUGACACAAUCACGGAAAUUGGAGGAGCUUCGACUGCAUUUGUUGAGGAAGCACCCUGUUUCAAAGACAAUGUGAUGGUAGAUCAAGAAACCGGCGUUAUCAACUCAUGUGCAGACAAUGGGGGUUUGGCGUGCCCAGAUGGCGGUACAUGCAAGUUCGGAAAGCUUGUCCAGUGCAUCAGCAAGCACUAUGAAGUCUCUGAAAAUAAAGACAGCUGUGUCUUGACAUCACUUAGCAAGGAAAAGGUUGCUGCUAUACAAGUGGUCUUGGAAGAAAAGACACUGCAAGGUGGUUGCCACAUUUCGGCAGAUGAAUAUUCCAUGUUCCCGUACAAGGAUAUCCAGCUAGCCAACCCGUUGGUCAUUGCCAAUGAUCCACUGGAAGUCAGUAUCGUGGAAAACGAGUUCAACGUGCAACGAAACAACGGCGUUCUGCAUAUUGGGCUUAAAUCAGACUACAAUCUCAAGAAACCGAUGCACUGUUUAGCAGCAAGUGCCGUUACUUCCUUCUUAGGUACUGUUGGUGGCUUGAUGGUUAGUGCAUUUCAUUUUUUCUUCGCGACGGCGUUUGAGCUUUUCAUGGAAUAUCCAGGACCAAGCUCUAUUGUGAUUCUUGUUGUCUUCAUCCUGCAGAUGUUUCUUCGGCGUCGGUCAUAUCGUAAGCAGUUGGCCGAUGACGUGAGCAAAAUCCGUCAGUUUGCCUAUGACUACCUGCAGGAUUCACCAGAUAUGUCUCAUAUUGCCCUGCAUGUACGUGACCACAUUGUCAUGGAAAGAUACCCCAAGAAGAAACGAAACUACUUGAAAAAAGAUGUUUGGCCCCGUGUGGUUCCUGAUCUCAAGGCGGAUAAUCGCAUCCGAAAGACUACAAGAAUUGUGGAGGGGCAACCUAAAGAUGCAUGGCAAUGGGUGGCUGCUGUGACGUCGGCCAAGAAAAAGCCUCAAACUAUUCAAUAA